CUCUAGUCUGUUUUACACAACAUAACAUAUGUAUCUGUAUACUCUCCAUUGAUAAUAUCAACUGACCUGUCACGAUCAGCUGAUGAAUGUAUGUACAUACACAAACACACACACACACGCGUUAACUUUUUAUUUUAUUUUGUGUUUUGCUUCAAUAGUUAAAUUUUAAAAUGUCAAAAUUUCGACUGUACUCCGUCUGGGAACUGUCAUCUAAUUUUUCCUCCAAUCGGUAUUUCUCACAAUUAUUGUCAUCUCCAUGGUGUCAAGCAUCAGUGCAGCAAACAAGCAGAAAUUUAGCAACUAACACUGCUACUAAUAUUACAGAAGAUGAUUUAAUAAUUAGUGAAAGUUGCGUAAAACGAUUAAAAGAUAUUACUGAAGAUGGUACAUGCUUGAGGGUAACUGUUGAAGGUGGUGGGUGCUCAGGUUUUCAAUACAAAUUUGACUUGGAUUCAAAUAUAAAUGACGAUGACAAAGUAUUUCAAAAGGACGGAGCUAAAGUUGUAAUUGACUCAACGUCAUUAGAGUAUGUUAAAGGUGCAACCAUUGAUUUUCAUUCAGAAUUAAUAAGAUCUGCUUUUAGAAUCAUAAAUAAUCCAUUGGCAGAACAAGGCUGUAGUUGUGGUGCUAGUUUUGCGAUUAAAGUUGAUUGAUGGUGACUAAUCAUUUAUAAUUAUUUAUAAAUAUGUACAAGUAGAUAAAUAAAUUUUAUUUCUUGUUU
Molecule: messenger RNA, 721 nt
Organism: Cotesia glomerata
Lineage: Eukaryota; Metazoa; Arthropoda; Insecta; Hymenoptera; Braconidae
Product: iron-sulfur cluster assembly 2 homolog, mitochondrial
Exons: 3
Coding region: 171-653 (160 amino acids)
Biological process (GO): iron-sulfur cluster assembly
Cellular component (GO): mitochondrion
Molecular function (GO): 2 iron, 2 sulfur cluster binding; 4 iron, 4 sulfur cluster binding; iron ion binding
Source: RefSeq, a predicted model, not a curated record